Messenger RNA from Botrytis porri, 2379 nucleotides. RefSeq lists its product as uncharacterized. Gene Ontology annotation, molecular function: methyltransferase activity. The record is from RefSeq and is a predicted model, not a curated record. Gene Ontology annotation, cellular component: nucleus. The transcript has 4 exons. Lineage: Eukaryota; Fungi; Ascomycota; Leotiomycetes; Helotiales; Sclerotiniaceae. Bases 1 to 2379 code for a protein of 792 amino acids.
AUGGAUGCCUCAAACAAGGCGAUCUACGUUGAGAAAGGUGUAGAUGUGUCUUUUGGAAUUGACAAUGUCUCCUCUAGAUACGCAUCCAAGACCAGAUCGACCUCGCCCGCCUUGUCAGAUGCAUCCUCGUGUACUCUGAGAGAAAGUUCACCAGAGCCAGAAACAGGGGCAAAUCCCGUAUCAACAGAUUCCACGGUACUCGACGCCAAUCCUUCUUUCAAAUCUCUCUCCAUAUCACCCGAGACACCUGACACACCUGUGACACCAACCAAGAAACGACCCUUGGAGGAAAGUGAGCUAUCUUUCACGAAUUUGGAGAUCUUUAAUGCUUCCAAACGCCACAAUGGAACUUCAGUCGCAGCAUUUCGUAGUACAUGUCACAUGAAUGCUAGACCUUUUCAGUCCCGCAACAUCCCACAAGCUGCUUCGCUCAAACAGAGAAUCCCACUAAAUAGCCUUCGUACUCACCAACCCAAUCACCAGACCGCAGACUCUCAGAUUUCAGAUCAGUCCAGAGCUGCUCGCGCUGAUACCAAUACCCUUCGCCAGGAUUCAAUUAUCGCAGCCCCAAAGGAAAUCAUAAAUCUUGACGAGGAAGAUGACCUCCCCGCUUUUCAAACCCCUGCCGGAGUCGAAGUCAUUGAUCUAGACGAGUACGAGAAAGAAAAUGAGCUCGAGGAAGAUAUCUUUGGCAUUGAGCAACAUGCUGAGCCCCAAAACAACUUCCAGCGUGCUUUUCUUGCCGAUAGGAACCCUGAGAUCGUACCUCCCAGUGUAGAAAUUCCAUCAGCAGCGUGGAAAUCCAGUCUUCUCAGACCCGAGAAAACAGUAGAGCUGAAGAACGGAACCUUUCUAAAGAUCAAAACAAUCGUCAAGAAUCUCGCAAGUGACGAAAUUUCAAUCAGAGGCUGGAAACUCGUACGUACACGAGAUCCAAUGCUUGGUGGCAUUGUAGGAAAGAAGAGAAACGAACUUGCAUUUAUUCAUGAGGUGGACAGGGACGACAAACGAGACGUAUGGGAGCAAUCUGUACACACGAUUCGAGUCGAUGAGGUUUUGAAGAUCCGUCGCUUAAUUUGUAUGAAUAGACUUCUGCCGGAAUGUAGAUACGAUAAAGAUGAUAUUCCUGUGGAGAUUCAAAGUAAAGAAGAGAGUGAGAUAUUGAAAUAUAUAGAGGAGGAGAUGGUAUUGGUGGCGAGAAUUGUUUUUGUGGCUAGAUAUCCAAAUGCAGAAGCGAGAGUAAGGAAAGGUGUACUUGUGGAUAGACCACGAGAAUCGGGAAUUCUGAGAUCUCUGCAGAAGAAAGAGUGUACCGAAGGUUAUUUCAUUGAUCUGGAUGAGAAAAAGAGGGGGUGGAGAGGAGAAACUAUUUUGGGCGGCUCAGGAAACCUUGAUAAUGGGGGGAAUGGAUUCAGCUUUACUUCCCAAUACACAUACGGCGAUGGAUAUUGCGGAGCAGGCGGUAUGACCCGCGGCGCUGCAUCCGCUGGUCUCAAAAUUAAAUGGGGCUUCGACUUCAAUCCUCACGCAGGCGAGACCUGGCAAAAGAACUUCCCCUCCGCAAAAUUCCACCUCUUACCCGUCAACGAAUUCGCCGCUCUCCCCGAUCCCCACAAGAAACUCUGGGUCGAUAUCCUCCACCUCUCUCCUCCAUGUCAAGUUUUCUCGCCCAUCCACACGUGUCCAGGACGUAAUGAUGAAAUGAACUAUGCGGCUCUCUUUGGCGUUAUGGCUGCGAUUGAAAAAGCGAGACCGAGAAUCGUGACGCUGGAACAAACUUUUGGGAUUUUGCAUCCAAAACAUAAAGAUGCUUUUAAUGGACUUAUUGCCUGUUUUACGAAUUUGGGGUUUGAUGUUUCGUGGAAGGUGGUGAGGCUUCAGGGAUAUGGGACGCCGAGUCGAAGGUCGAGAUUGAUUAUUCUUGCGUCUUGUCCAGGAGAACCCCUCCCCCACAUGCCCCAAUACACCCACCACGACCCGCACCUCCUCCUCCCCUCUCAAACCCCCUACCUCACCCCCAACGACGUCCUCUCCACCAUCCCCCGCAACGCCCCCAACCACGACCCCUCAAGCGAAAGACUUCAUCGCACAACCUACACUCCCUGGAACGGCAACACCAUCUGCCGCGCGAUCCUCACCAGCGGGGCCGGCGUCGGUCUCCCGAACGGUACGCGCGGAAUGACGAAUCGAGAACUCGCUGCGCUGCAGGGAUUUCCGCUCAACCAUGUUUUCUAUGGCUUCGAAAUUAAGAAACAAGUGGGUAAUGCGGUGCCGCCAAUUUUUGGGAGGAGGCUGUUGGAGAGUGUGAGGAGACAGUUGGAGAGGAGGGAUGGGUGGGUGAGGGGAGAGGGCAUUGUGAUUUGUUCUGAUGAGGAAUAG